Molecule: messenger RNA, 1974 nt
Organism: Galleria mellonella (greater wax moth)
Lineage: Eukaryota; Metazoa; Arthropoda; Insecta; Lepidoptera; Pyralidae
Product: zinc finger imprinted 3-like
Exons: 6
Coding region: 7-1929 (640 amino acids)
Biological process (GO): regulation of transcription by RNA polymerase II
Cellular component (GO): nucleus; chromosome
Molecular function (GO): zinc ion binding; chromatin insulator sequence binding
Source: RefSeq, a predicted model, not a curated record
AAGUUUAUGUCAAUAUUUCAGAAAAAAAUAUUCCUUUGUGGAAAUCCAAUUGGAAAAUAUUAUAAUUUGUUUCAUAUAAUUGGUAUUAAAACAACAAACAUGUCGAAAGUUACAUUCUGCCGGUGCUGCCUCGUCCGUCCGCCGGACAAAGACCUAAAAACAAUGCACAUAUUCCUUGGAAAGCCUGAAAUAUAUUCUGAUAUGUUGAAGGAAUGUUUUGAGAUUCAUCUACCUGCAGGUACCAGGGAAGGGGACAAUGGGAUAUGUGAAAUGUGCAUCACGAGGCUCCGGGAUGCGUCUGACUUCAAAAAACAAGUGCAGCAGUGCCAGAAGGAGUUCCAAAUGCAAGUCGAUCUUAGUCAGAAAGCCACAAAUUGUCAAGAUGAUGAGGUACAGAAGGUAAAAGAAGAAAUCACGGACCCUGAAGAUGACAAUGGCAUUUAUUUUCUAGAAAUCAAAGACGAGCUAUCAGACUGCGAGAACUUAAUGGAUGACGAUGAUAAGAAGCUGGCGGAGAUGCUGAGCCUCGCAGAUGUCACCAUCAAGAGAAAGUCGAAGAGAAUCAAGAAACUCGGACUUGACAAAACUGACUCUGAUAUCAAAGAGGAACUAUCAGACUUUGAUGACGACAAAAAACUGGCCGAAAUGUUGGGCUUCGCAGAUGUCACCAUCAAGAGAAAGUCAAAGAGGCGCAACAAGUUACUGGGGCUCGAGAAGACAAACUCCGAUCGCAAAUCCAAGAAACUACUUACCAAACCUCUCAAGAUAUCUCUUCACGCACUCUCCCAAAUGGAAAAACUGAAAAACUCCUCGGUGGCUUCAAGUCUUCGGUACGUAAGCGAGAAGAAGAAGCACAAAGCCAACAUCACAAACAUCAUAAAAUACUCCAACUGUACACCGUUCUCGAGCAAAACUUUGACUGGCAUUGUCUGCGCGUACUGCAAAGACACCCACCCAAACACGGAAACUUUGAGGACCCACACCCAGGAAGUGCACAAAGAAGACGAUUUAAAUGCCAACAAAAGGAUAGACAAAAACAACAUGUCACUAAAAGUGGAUAUCACAGACUUGAAAUGCAGCAUAUGCAACGCAAAAACGCCCCUCAUAUCGGAUCUGAAGAUGCACUUGAUGAAAGAGCACGAUAUUAAAUUUUAUCUCGAUAUAAAUGAUUAUAUUUUAGAAUUCAAACUGACAGAUGGGGAGAUGCUGAACUGUGCACUGUGCCACUCCACGUACGAGACAUUUAAAAUGCUACUACAGCAUAUGAACGGCCAUUACAGGAAUUAUAUAUGCGAAGUGUGCGAUUUGGGAUUUAUAAACAAGCAUAGACUGAAAAAUCAUCAACGCACCCACGAACUAGGAACGUUCAAGUGUUCCUUCUGUGAUAAAGUGUUUAGUACACGUGUGAAAAUGAUGUGCCACGAGAAGUACACGCAUAAUACAAGUGCGAGGUACACCACGAACUGUCCGUACUGUGACCAAUCGUUCACCAGUUACUACCAGCGUAACAGACACAUGUCCAACGAGCACAACACAGCGGCUGCGUCAUACAAGUGCAACAUAUGUGACAAAUCGUUCAUUCUAAAAUCAAAAUUGACCUCUCAUAUAAAGAAAGUGCAUCUAAUGGAACGUAACCACAAGUGUGCGGAGUGCGGACAGGGUUUCUUUAUUAAACAGUCCUUGGAUGAACACAUGAUCAAGCAUACAGGUGAACGGGUCUACAAAUGUACAGUUUGCCACAAGGCGUAUGCAAGGAAGAAAACUUUAAGGGAACAUAUGCGGAUACAUAAUAAUGAUAGGAGGUUCAAGUGUGGUGUGUGCGGGUUGGCGUUCAUACAAAAGUGUAGUCUCAAAAGCCAUAUGCUGUCGAACCAUGGGAUCACAUUAUCGGAGUAUGAAAAUGUUCGGACAGAGUUGAAUAGUACGUAGUGAUGUGUAAUAUAAUAGUUUAAUAUAUAGAUUGUUUCAAUAGAA